AUGAGCGGUUUCACAGAAGAUCUGGAGGCUGGGGCUACGCAUACUGGUUAUGAGCUCCCAUCACUCCAACAGAAAGAUGGUUUCCAAAACGUACUUCAGACGCGCCGUCUGAUCAACGAUGAGCUGAAUUUAAUCAGCGAGACUCAACAAACCCUACUUCGACCCGCCCAGCAAGCAGUGUUAGAUGCGACGACCCCCACGGAGGAUUACCAGGCCAAUUCCCGAAUGACAACCAUCGAAGAGGAAAUCUCAGAAUCAUUCGGGCGGAUCCGUGGACUUAUUGCUGAUCUGAAAGCUACCUCUGACCGGGCCGAACCUCGCGUGGAGGAGCAGAUUAAGAUUAUCAGUAACACCAUGGAACAGCCGUUGCAAGAUUAUCGCCUGGAACAGAUGCAGUUCUCGAAAAAACUUCGAGUACAGGUGCGACGUCGAUACGAAAUUUCGCACCCCGAGGCGACAGAAACAGAAAUAUCGGAGGGUGUUGAAAAUGUCAUCCAGGGCGGGGAGCAGCUCUUUGCAGUCCAGGGUGCGCGAAUUCAACAGGCCAAUGAUGCGAGAAACGCAGUUCAACAGCGAUCAGCGACUAUUCGCAAAAUUGAGCAAGAUUUAAUGACGGUUGCGACGCUAUUCCAAGAGAUUGCUGAGCUUGUUGAUGAGCAUGAGUUUACAGUCGAAAAGAUUCAAGAUCAUACCGCAGCUGCCCAUGAUGAUCUGCGCAGUGGAAAUGAGAAGCUUUCUUUUGCCGUGAAAAGUGCACGUAAUGCCAAGAAGUACAAGUGGUAUAUCUUGCUAGUCAUUGUCUUGAUUAUUGCAAUUAUUGUUGGUGCCUCCGUGGGGUGGUGCAAGGCAACGAAUCAUUGUUAA
Penicillium waksmanii is the source of this 864-nucleotide messenger RNA. RefSeq lists its product as uncharacterized. Gene Ontology annotation, molecular function: SNARE binding; SNAP receptor activity. Gene Ontology annotation, biological process: exocytosis; intracellular protein transport; vesicle fusion. The record is from RefSeq and is a predicted model, not a curated record. Bases 1 to 864 code for a protein of 287 amino acids. The transcript has 4 exons. Gene Ontology annotation, cellular component: SNARE complex; plasma membrane; endomembrane system. NCBI's taxonomy places the organism in Eukaryota, Fungi, Ascomycota, Eurotiomycetes, Eurotiales, Aspergillaceae.